Messenger RNA from Astyanax mexicanus (Mexican tetra), 3765 nucleotides. RefSeq lists its product as uncharacterized. Gene Ontology annotation, cellular component: B cell receptor complex; external side of plasma membrane. The record is from RefSeq and is a predicted model, not a curated record. Lineage: Eukaryota; Metazoa; Chordata; Actinopteri; Characiformes; Acestrorhamphidae. Gene Ontology annotation, biological process: B cell receptor signaling pathway; B cell differentiation. Bases 2744 to 3454 code for a protein of 236 amino acids. The transcript is spliced from 5 exons.
UAUGAAAGUAAGUAACCCUGAGAAGUUUGAGUGUCUACCGACACUGAUCUAAAAUACUACACCUAAGAUAGGCAACUGAAAGUAGGUCAUGAGGCUUAACUGCUCAAACACUCAAAUAACCCCUCAAAAAGAACUGUAACUAACAUCACAUCAGACAGUGUGGGCGUGUGUUAUUUUACACUAGAACAAAUUUCAAUCAAACUGUAUCAAAAUUAUAUAUAAUUUUUUCCUUCCUGGAUCUCCAACCCAGCAUUUUCUGCCAAUAUCAGCCUGAACCUGAAUCCCAUCGAUAGGGACAUGCCAUCUCUAAAGAUACCAGCUAAAAGAUUAAAUGGAAAACUCCACAAGAAGCAAGUUCCUUCCACAGUUAUGUCACGUAUGUAAAGAUUUCCAGUCACUGGUAAAACAUUCAACAGCGCAUCAGUGAUGUUUCCAUUCAUGUCAGGAAGCGGUAGUGUUUGUCUGGGUUAAGACCCAGCUGAGCAACGAAAGGAAGCAGUGAUACUACUUACAACACAAAUCAAACAUGAGGUACGAUUAUUUUUAAUAAAUAGAGUUUAAUUAGCAUUACGAUACAGGUACAACGAUGUUGGAUCAGGCCUAUUGCUGCAGGUGUUAAGCCACAGGCCUGUCUGAUGGUGUUCGCUGGGCUCUAUUGGGUGCACUUUUGUUGUUGUGUUCUUAGUUUAAUGAGGAGUUCCUAUGAUCAUACAAGUGAACUGAAUUACAUGUGUGUUUCUCGGUUUCACGUUUAGGAGAGCGCUGUGUAGUUUAGAUUCUCGUUUGGCCUUCAUGUGGUUGACCUGUUUUAUACUCUGCCUGGCAACCUUGCUGCCUGUUGAGUCAAACUGACUCUAUUGUUGACAUUAUCUUUCUUUGAGAUAGUUUUAGUUUUUAGUGUGCGACACUCCAGCAGACGGGCCAAUCAGCUGUUCUCCAAUCUCUUCCUAUUCAAUUUCUAGCCUGUGUUUUCUCUUCCCAUUUUAACACUCAGAUCCAGUUUUACACUGGUCUUUCUCAUGAUUAAGGAUGUUUAGGUCUGUUUCACAUCUCUACCACAGAAAGAGAACUCACUCAAUUGCGGUACCCACAUCCAGCUAGUCAAUGAAUCAUUCUUUUAAAUCGGUUCACUGACUCAGUUCCAAAUGUACGUGUCAAAAUUCGCUUGAACACCAAUGUUGUUGUUAACGUGGCAUUUUCACUGUUUUAACAGUUAACCUGGCUAAAAAAAGUUAGGAAUAAAAAAAUGUACAAUGCUACAACAUAUUAUUCUUUGUAAAUCAAAUCACUAGUCCAAAUUAAUAAAUCUAUUUUUCAGAGAAUCAAUGUUUGCGUCAUUUAAUAUUUAUCGAAUAAUACUCGUACAUAAUUAAUAACAGUGUGUUAUGUACCAAAUGAUAAGUAUAUAGCCAGUCAUAAAACAUAACACAUACACUAUAUGAACAAAGUAUUGGAACACCUGCUAAUUUUUAAUUCCUUCCAAAUUUAAGGGUAUUAAAAAUAGGAGUUUAUACAGUUUUUGCUGGAGUAACUGUAUCUACUGUCCAGGGAAAGUGUUCUACCAGAUGACAUUUCCUACCAUGAAUCAAAGCCCAAACUAUCCCCUAAAAUGUUAGGUAUGAGUUGAUCGCAUUGUAACCUAGUAUUGUACAUCAUUAUAUGUAUAGUGACUUAUAACAACUUUUGUUGAAUUACAUUAAAGUCAUUAAUUACAAUUACAUUAAAAUACAUUAAAUGUCGAUGAAUAAUGUAAUGCGCUCAUUUACAUAUACCUGCCAUCCUCACAUCAAUGGGUCAAUCAGUCUUUUCCAAAGUCUUACUCUGGAUAAGAAACUGUUGUCAAUAAAAAAAGACCAAGUAUAAUAUGUUUUGUUCUCAUUUGUUUAAGUGGGUUCUCUUUAUCUACUUUUAGGACCUGAAAAUUUGAUAACGCGUUCUUAUGCCAUACAUUGUAAUUCAAUAUAUGGUAAAAUACUGUUAAAAUAAAUGACAGUAUACGCACUGUAAAAUAAGAGUAAAAUGCUGGUAUCUCUGCUGCUAGUAUUUUACUGUUCGGCUACAGUGUUUAAAAUAUCUCUCUACAGUGACUAGACGAACUUGGUGUCCAACAUUUUUAGAUACAGUGCAAGUAUUUAAAAUAGCCAAUUAAAUAGACCCUGUUAUAUGUCCCUUUUUUAGCAAACAAGACUAACAUAAAAUACUUAAAUGCCAGUAACUUAUAUGUUUUAAUUUCACUGGUUCGUUUACUUUAUUAAUUUGAGGUUAAUUUAAAGUGGAAAAACAGUUAAACAAUCAUAUAAUUUAUCUUAAAAGUACAAAACAAAUUAGUGUUGAGUAAGUAGUAAACUCUGAUCAAACACUGAGUUACCCUGAAUCAAUGAAUCUUUAAUUCAGACAUCUGAUUCACUGACUAAAUCAGCUCAGUUGAAUUGAUUCAAACUUUGUGGUGAUCUCUGAAAGCUGUGCGGGGCUUAUUGUUCAGUCACCUCCCCCCGAUAGUCUUUUUCCCCCUCAGCUUCUCGAGUACAACCACACAGGAACCUGCCUAGCUAACUGACUGCUCAGACAAAAAGCCCACAAACCAGUUGGCAGCACGUUAUUAACCUUUCACAUAGUAUUGUUAGGAGAUUUUUGAUAUUAUUGUGUUAGUUUACUUUCAUUUCUGAAGAUGUGUCUUCUCUGAGGAACACCUGCACUACCUGUGGUUUGAUAACUCUGGAAAAAGCUUCUCUCAGACAGAGGAAUGGAUUGGUUGUGCAACAGGACCUUUCUGCUGGUGUUUACAGUGGGAUCAGUAAUAAGGAGCACAAUACAGGACUCGGAAAUUAAACCUGUGGUCCCGGCAACAGUUGAAGUGUGUUCAGGGUCUAACGCUACCAUCAACUGUACUUUCACAACAGAUUCUGAAGGCCUCAAAAUAAGAUGGCAUUUUAAUUCCUUGUCUAGUCAACCUAAGACAGAAGAAAACAACGAGCAUUAUGAGAUUAAAAAUGGAAAGACGUGGUCGGCGCUGACUAUUAAAGAAGUCACUUUUAAUGACAGUGGAUUGUAUUAUUGCGUGGUUAUACAGGAUAUCCCUAUGUUAAAAGAAUACUACAGCAAUGGCUCUCAAUUAAAUGUAAUUGAUUCACACACAACCAGUUCUCCAGAGCUCAAUGCUACAGAAACAGCCACGGUUUGUGCAACAACGACUAGCAGUCCACCAUCUUCAGACUGGUUGGUGUGGAUGGGCUCAACACUGGGAGGUGUUGCACUGGUGAUAGUCAUAAUCAUCAUAUGGCUCGUAAUCCGCCAAAGAAAAGAAAACCCUAUUUAUGAGAACACAAGUGCAUAUGUGCAGAAAGAUCGCUCCCCACGUCCAGGAAAGGCAGUGGAAAAAAGCAAAACAUGUCACCAAGCAGAUACUCGAAGGUCACAUAAAUAUACAUCUGGACCCAGAAGUAGAAUGGUGUAAAAAGAAUAGAAAUGGAGAAAAAAACCCUGUUUGGACUGUUGUUAAAAUCUACUGCCCAACAUUACAAUGCUUUUGUUUCUGUGCAUCUUUCCUCUACUAGGUUCUGUCAAAAUAAAUAUGUAAGAAAUAACUUAUAACAAAAUAUGCACAAGUUAAUACAUGUACUGUAUUAUGUAAGUAAAAUUAAACAAAUACUUUAAUUAAUCAGUACAUUCAUUCAGUAAUGCAUUACUAUGGGUUUGUUAAAUAUGUAAAUGAGUAGCUAAAUGUGAUGAAUUAAACAAUGUUCUUAAUUCAUUAAUAAUGUAUGU